This is a messenger RNA of Theobroma umbraticum, 1619 nucleotides long. RefSeq names its product zinc-finger homeodomain protein 14-like. The record is from RefSeq and is a predicted model, not a curated record. NCBI's taxonomy places the organism in Eukaryota, Viridiplantae, Streptophyta, Magnoliopsida, Malvales, Malvaceae. Gene Ontology annotation, molecular function: transcription cis-regulatory region binding; DNA-binding transcription factor activity. Gene Ontology annotation, biological process: regulation of developmental process; regulation of DNA-templated transcription. Gene Ontology annotation, cellular component: nucleus.
CAAUCCCUUCAGGGACCAGUAAUUUAACUAAAAACUUCCUCAACAGGAUAUCCUAACAUUGAAUUCAAAUCUUAGAUGGAAGAUAUUAAUUAGCUUCCAUUUCAUAACAGUUUUCCUUUGUAGUUUUGUCAUAAGAUACAAAAUAAUGACCAAGUUCCGUAUACUUCUUAUUAGAGUUAUAGAUAGCAACAAUUAAUACAAUACGUAGAUAAAGCUCAAUCAACAUACAGAUAAAGCUCAAUCCAAGAACAAGAAACAAACAUAAAAGAAGACAUAACAACAUGCAGAUAAAAUUCAAUUAAUAUGCAGAUAAAGCUUAAUCCAUGAACAAGAAACAAGUAUAAAAGAUGAUACAUUUAAAUCUAAAGAUGAGAUGGGUUUUAUUUAGAGUAGAAUUUUAAUAACUAUUUGUAUUUUAAACUUAUCAUUUAAUUUUCGUACCAUAAAUACAUCAUUGGCAUUCAAUACCAAUGCAGUUUUCUUUCCUAUUCAGUCUCCUAUAUUGAAUUUCUUUACUUUUGUCAAAGCUAUCGGCCUUUGUUAUUUUGGUUUAUAAGGUAAUCUUUGGAUAGUUGACUACAUAAGUUAAAAUGAAAAAUAUUUUUUUCGUAGAAAAAAACUCAAAACUAUUCAAUUUUCUAUUGGUACCUUGUAGAAUAGAAAAGUCCAAUAAUAAGUAAAUGAUGGAAGAUUCCUUUUAAUGACAGAGGGCUGAGUGUUGGUUGACAGAUCAUUAAACUCGGUGGAAUAGCAAAAUGGAGAAUGAGUUAGAGAGAUAUAGACCAGUCCAAUGCUUUAAUGCUUGCCAACUUGUUAACUUAUUAGCCCUUAAUGUGCCACUUUGCAAACAUACAGAGAGGGAUCCGUUGAUUUGUAACCUCCUGAAUAUGAUAUAUAUUGUCAAUCUACCUUUUCUGCAUACCCUUGUCUCAGCCCUGCACUUGAGAGAGAGAGAGAGAGAGAGAGAGAGAGAGAGUGAGAUGGAGAGAGAGACUUACAGAGACUGUCAGAGGAACCAUGCAUGCUAUCUUGGCGGCUAUGCAAUUGAUGGUUGCAGUGAGUUCAUUCCCAGUAACACCAUGGAAAGCCACUGCAAAGCCUGUGGUUGCCAUAGAAACUACCAUCGGAAAGUCCCUUUUAUAUACUUAAACGAAUCUCCUGAAAUUGGCCACGGUUCUGGUAAGUCUUUUUGGAGCCUAAGAGAGGCAAAGAGAAUCGCCAGGCAGCACCGUGUUCUUCCAGCCCCAUCUCCCCAGGUACCGUUGCAGAAGCAGCAGAACUCCAAUCGCAAGUUCAAGCAGAGGAAAUCGAAGUUCAGGGGACAGAGAGAAGCUAUGAGAGCAUUUGCGGAGAGCCUAGGCUGGACCAUGAGGAACAAAGGUCGUCAACCGGAGAUCAACAGGUUUUGUGAAAGAAUUGGAGUUAGCAGGCUUCAUUUCAAGCCUUACUUCAAAGGCACUGCGUCUACGUCUGGAGCUAACAGUUCCUCUUCUAAGGCUGUUUAGACUUCAUAGUCCAUAUUUUCCCCUGUUCUUAGAAUAACAAUGUAGUCAAGGCCCUCGAAACGUGUAAUUGUUAAUCGAUGUUGUUUAUUUUUUCUCCUCUGGUGCAACAAUGAA